AUGACAUUUUUUUCAAUUCAAGCAAGACAAACCAUUAGAACUCAUUUUCACUUUUUGAAGAAAAGACAAGUGUCUACAGAAUCAGCAGAACAAGGUAAGAGAUGGGCUGCUAUUAAAGCAAUCCGUCAUGUCAUCGACAGUCAGCCUUCUGUCAUUGGUCUUGGUUCGGGCACAACAAUCGUUUACGCCAUUGACGAGUUAAAAAAGCACAAGAUAGCACAAGACGUGAUAUGUAUACCAACUAGCUUUCAGACGCGACAGCUUAUACUUGCCAAUAAUCUAAAAUUGGGCAACUUAGAACAAUAUUCAAGGAUUGACGUUACUGUCGAUGGCGCAGAUGAAAUCGAUCCAAGAUUGAAUGUUAUUAAAGGCGGAGGAGCAUGUCUUUUCCAGGAAAGACUAGUAGCCAAAGCAUCCCGGCGGUUUGUUUUGAUAGCUGAUGAAAGGAAACGAUCACAUCAACUAGGAACAAAGUGGAAGCGAGGAGUACCCGUCGAAGUUGUACCUAUGGCUCUAAGUCCUAUUCAGUAUACACUUAGAGAAAUGUUUCCAGAUGCUCUUAUUCGACUAAGGAUCGCACAGCCAUCAGAUAAAGCGGGACCAGUGGUGACAGAUAACGGCAACUUCAUUCUGGACUGCCACUUCGGCCCCAUACAAAAUCCAGAUUUACUUUACAAGGAGAUUAAAUCUCUAACAGGUGUUCUGGAUGUAGGUUUAUUUUGCAAUAUGGCAGAUGCUGCUUAUAUUGGUCAUCUAGAAUCAGAUAGUGGAGAUAUCUUGUCUGUUUCCGAUCUUAUCAAACAAUAA
Molecule: messenger RNA, 807 nt
Organism: Rhizopus microsporus ATCC 52813
Lineage: Eukaryota; Fungi; Mucoromycota; Mucoromycetes; Mucorales; Rhizopodaceae
Product: putative ribose-5-phosphate ketol-isomerase
Exons: 4
Coding region: 1-807 (268 amino acids)
Biological process (GO): D-ribose metabolic process; pentose-phosphate shunt, non-oxidative branch
Cellular component (GO): intracellular membrane-bounded organelle
Molecular function (GO): ribose-5-phosphate isomerase activity
Source: RefSeq, a predicted model, not a curated record